This is a messenger RNA of Saprolegnia parasitica CBS 223.65, 408 nucleotides long. RefSeq lists its product as hypothetical. The record is from RefSeq and is a predicted model, not a curated record. The transcript has a single exon. The coding region runs from base 1 to 408 and encodes 135 amino acids. Lineage: Eukaryota; Oomycota; Saprolegniomycetes; Saprolegniales; Saprolegniaceae.
AUGAGCAUGCCCGAUCUGCCCCGGCCAUCGAUGGGUGGAGCUGCCUCCGCUCUGGCACCGAGCCUCCUCGGGCGCAAGUCGGCCGAGAUCUGCUUUUGGCAAGCUGUCGAAGGCUUUAAGUCCAUUCGCGACGAGUCGAUUCAUGGCCUUGUGCUCGCACCGGCCAAGGUGCGACGGAAACGUCGCAGUAUCGAGAUCGCCCACGAAUUUUUGACACCGCAGAGUCCACAGGCACUGCACUGGAUCCUUCUCGAGUACCCCGAUGUGGUGGAAACGAUUGAACGGCUCGUGCAAGGCGAGACCGUGCCCGCAACAACAUUCAACGAACUCCAGCGUACAGUUGAGCGUCGGUUGGCAAUGGCCCACGCGCCAACCCCCCCCGAUGACAAUAUCUCUGUCUUGUUAUAG